AUGCCCUCCGCGAGUCCCUCCCUCACGAAUUUUUUUUUAUCAUGAUAUCGUAUCGUAUCAUAUCGUCCUGUGCUCGGAGCCACCCGGAACUUGAUCCUGGCGUUUCCAAAGCCCCCAACCUCUGUUCCAUAAAGCCUUUGUCCUUUCUACCCUCCCCUAUACAUUGCUAUUGUUGCCUCCUUGACCAACUGGACCUGGCGCGUGGCUGCUCCGCUGCUACGUGCGACGGCUUUCUGCCGUCUCCUUCUCACAACCACCAAACGAGAGGAGCUGUUCUCCCAUCCGUGGCACCCCCCUCCCCCGACUCAGCUAGCCCUAGAAUCCUCCUCCGCCCGUUGCUCUCCGCCCUCAGGAUCACCGUUUCCGAUUACUUCCGCCAGCAGCAACACAUUCUGUCGUCCUGCCUGUGACUCUUCGGCAUCCCUCCUGCUCUCCAGACGUGCACUCACCCCAUACUAAAAAAAAAAAAAAAAAACACUAACAUCGUCGUCAAGUCCAGCGUAGCCUUCACCAUGGGGAACUGCGGCUCCUCGUGCUCCACCUGCUGCAGAGGUCUUUCCCCCAGAUUUUUACCCGACGCCGAUCUUGUGAGGUCGUGUUUUUGAUGUUCUAACGUGAUAUAGGCCGCGCUCGGGAUGGUCUAUACGAGCCAGUGCUCCAGGAGAGCGAGAGGGAGGCAGUCUCGGAUCUCCUGCAAUACCUCGAGAAUGUAAACUUUCUCAACGCCUUGCAUCUACUUAUGCUCGACCCUUUUUCAUGGUGGAUGCUAACGUUGGAUCUAGCGUACUGAGGUUGACUUUUUCACCGGGGAGCCUCUGAGGGCAUUGAGCACUCUCGUGUAUUCGGAUAAUGUCGAUCUUCAACGUAGUGCUAGUUUGACAUUCGCGGAGAUCACAGAGAGGGGUAGGGGUCUUACAUCCACAGCCACGCUUGCUUAUUCUUUCGGAUUGCUGAUUAGGCCCGUGUUAGAUGUUCGGGAGGUGGAUCGUGAUACGCUUGAGCCAAUACUUUUCCUCCUUCAGUGUUCGGAUAUCGAGGUGCAGCGUGCCGCCAGCGCUGCCUUGGGAAACCUCGCUGUCAACAGUCCGUAUUCUUUGGCCAGAGCUUUGAUUUAUUACAGGGUGCUAACCCUGAUGCAGCUGAAAAUAAGGUUGCAAUAGUCCUGCUCGGCGGACUUGCGCCGUUGAUACGACAAAUGAUGUCGCCGAAUGUCGAGGUUCAAUGUAAUGCGGUGGGAUGCAUCACCAAUCUCGCCACUCAUGAGGAUAACAAGGCCAAAAUUGCCAGGUCAGGUGCUCUGGGGCCAUUGACAAGACUUGCUAAAUCCAAAGAUAUGCGGGUGCAACGGAACGCAACGGGGGCUUUGUUAAACAUGACACAUUCAGGUAUGUUGGCCUGACAUUCCGGUAUGCGGUAGAGCCGUCCUUGCUAAGGACAACCCAGACGAUAAUCGGCAACAACUGGUCAACGCGGGUGCUAUCCCUGUCCUGGUAUCUCUGCUGUCUUCGGGGGAUCCGGAUGUUCAAUACUACUGUACAACGGCUCUCAGUAAUAUUGCUGUCGACCACGCCAAUCGGAAAAAAUUGGCAUCAAACGAACCUAAGCUGGUAUUCUCCCUGGUUCACCUGAUGGAUUCAUCCAGUCCGAAAGUACAAUGUCAGGCUGCAUUGGCACUUCGAAAUCUAGCGUCCGACGACAAAUAUCAACUCGAUAUUGUCCGUGCUAAGGGUCUCCCGCCCCUUCUCCGUCUCCUUCAGACCGAUUACCCUCCCCUCACUCUUUCAGCCGUUGCCUGUAUCCGGAACAUAUCGAUACACCCGCUCAACGAGUCCCCGAUCAUCGAGGCAGGAUUCCUGAGGCCGUUGGUGGGUUUGCUUGGGUCAACGGAAAAUGAGGAGAUUCAGUGUCACGCGAUAUCGACCUUGCGGAAUUUGGCUGCCAGUUCUGACAAAAAUAAGGAGCUGGUCUUAGAAGCGGGGGCAGUACAAAAAUGCAAACAAUUGGUUCUGGAUGUUCCCUUGAGCGUCCAAUCAGAAAUGACGGCGGCGAUCGCCGUGUUGGCCCUGAGCGACGACCUCAAGUCCCAUCUGUUGAACCUAGGAGUAUUCGAUGUACUAAUCCCCCUCACAGCAUCGGAAAGCAUUGAGGUUCAAGGAAAUAGUGCGGCCGCAUUGGGAAAUCUCUCCUCUAAGGGUAAUGCGAGCAUCCAGUGAGAAAUCCUGCCUUGACAUUUGCUGACAUUCUUUUCUAGUUGGCGAUUAUUCGAUGUUUGUACAGGAUUGGCUGGAACCGGAGGGUGGUAUUCAUGGCUACUUGAAGAGAUUCCUUGCCAGUGGAGACCCAACGUUCCAGCACAUCGCCAUUUGGACUUUACUCCAGCUCUUGGAAGCUGAUGAUACCCGGUUAAAGAAUCUUAUUGGCCAGUCGACUGAAAUUGUAACAAUGAUAAGAAACAUUGCGGACAAGAAUAUCGACUCUGAUGACGAAGGGGAAGAUGGAGAAGGGGAGGUUGUUGCGUUGGCUCGGCGUUCUGCGGAUUUACUGAGUGGGACGAAUGUUACUUCCGGGAAGGCCCAGUAAGUGGAGGAUAUCGGGCGAAACUCGAUGCUAUUGGGUUCAUCGUUUGACUGGAUUUUUGAUGGGCGUUCGUUGGGAUAUUGACAUCGAUUCUCUUUGCGUCCGCAUGCUUAUUCUGCAGGUGUCAAUACAUCUGUAUCACUAAGUCGUGUCAAGCAGGUUUAUGGAUCACGAGUUUUCUUCAUUUUUGCAAUAUGGUGUUUUCCGGAUCAAGCGUUGGAGAUUCACAGGAUGGGUGCUAAAUUGCCACAAACACACAAAAAAAAAGACUUCGAGCCUUGUUCGGGGCUUGAGAUAUCACUUUGUUCACAAGCAUGCGGGGUUUCAAUGGGAAUGGUUAUUCAUUUUUAUUUUAUUUAUAUCUGUUUUUAGUAGCUUCAUCUCAUUCUGGUCAGGAGCACUCGGGGUAGUUGUAAUUUGUACCUUACCUUUCUCUUUCCCGGUUACUUUUUCCUUUCGAGUUUCCUUGCUCUAAUACCUCUGUCUUUUUGCGAUCAUUGAGCC
Molecule: messenger RNA, 3081 nt
Organism: Tuber aestivum (summer truffle)
Lineage: Eukaryota; Fungi; Ascomycota; Pezizomycetes; Pezizales; Tuberaceae
Source: the annotation of a GenBank genome assembly